Molecule: messenger RNA, 807 nt
Organism: Caenorhabditis angaria
Lineage: Eukaryota; Metazoa; Nematoda; Chromadorea; Rhabditida; Rhabditidae
Source: the annotation of a GenBank genome assembly
AUGGGUUAUUCGACUGUAACAUCAUUUGUUGCAGUUCAAUUUUUAUAUCGCUAUUGGAUUAUGAUGAGGUACAGUUUCAUUCAAACAUCUGAUUCAGAUUUUAACGUUUUCAGCGAUUGGAAAACGAAACUUUUUGAUGGUUGGAGAAUUAUUUUCAGUUUGAUAUAUUCUUUUGGUUGUGGUGCAGUUUAUGGAUCAGCAAUUUAUUGGUUAUAUCCAAUGGAUGAAGAACAGAAACAAUAUUUGAGAAAAGAAAUGUUCGAAAACUAUAACGCAUCGAUUGAAAAUAUUCCGGGCUUUGUUGUGGUUGGCUAUGAAACUGAAAAUAAUCAACAAGCUAGAAAAGAGGGAAUGAAAUGUAUUUCUAUUUUAUUGACAGUUAUGGUUGUUCAAUAUUCUAUUAUGGUGUAUUCUGGAAUUCAAAUGCAUUUAAAAUUGAAAUGCCAAAUUAGAUCAUUGUCAAUUCCUGAUAAACAUCUUCAAAAGCAACUUUUAAAAGCAUUAAUCAUACAGGUAAAUACUGAAGAUUAAUUCUUAAAUUUUAAAACAAAAUUCCAGAUAACUUCUCCGUCUCUACUGUGUUGUAUUCCUUUAGUUCCAAUAUUAGCCGGACCUUUCUUUUUCAAAAAUAUUUCAUUUCCAAGUGGAAUAUUUGUAACACCGUUCACCAUAUUUCCUUCAUUAGAUAGCCUAAUUUUAAUGAUUGUUGUGACCGAAUAUCGCGAUUAUAUUUCAUCAAUUUGGAGAAAAAGAAGUCUUGAAAUAACAUAUACACACAGUGUUUCAUGGGGAGGAUUAACAAAUUGA